AUGCCUGACCAGCCUAUUCUCAGAAUCUAUGUGACCGGCCCCGACGGGAUCACAAAUGAAGCCCCUGAGACCCGCGAGACGGCUAAAACCCCUGGCAUGACCGCUAACGAAGCUAUUAAGCACUUCACCGAUGUGAAGGAGUACAUCCCGACCGACUUUGCCGGGCACCCAGGUCAUCACUCUUCGAAUCCCACGGUCGCACGCGCCAUGGAAAUCGCAGAACUUCACAAGAAGGCUUCAACAGUGUCGACCGACGCAUCCGCACAUUUCCGCAAUGCCCUGAAAGGCUUCGAACAGGCAAAUAAGCUUUUUCGUGAGGCUACGGAGCACAUUCCAAUGAUCCAUGCUGAAAAGUGCAAGCGCACAAUCAUAUCAGCAACGAACCUGCACACUCAGGCCAAGAUAUGCGUGUUGCCAGCGAGCGCAGAAGCUAGGAAGUUCCACGUGCUGGCCAUGGCGUGGUAUGCUGAGGCACAAGUUCUUGCGAAGAGUGAGAAUACCGACCAGGAUGACCAGAAGCUAUAG
Molecule: messenger RNA, 525 nt
Organism: Mytilinidion resinicola
Lineage: Eukaryota; Fungi; Ascomycota; Dothideomycetes; Mytilinidiales; Mytilinidiaceae
Exons: 2
Coding region: 1-525 (174 amino acids)
Source: RefSeq, a predicted model, not a curated record